Molecule: messenger RNA, 1360 nt
Organism: Schistocerca piceifrons (Central American locust)
Lineage: Eukaryota; Metazoa; Arthropoda; Insecta; Orthoptera; Acrididae
Exons: 4
Coding region: 71-526 (151 amino acids)
Source: RefSeq, a predicted model, not a curated record
GGCGUGUAACGAACGAGCGCGCGUUCUCAUUUGUAGUCUACGGCGCCUGGUCAGUCACACUGCAUUCACAAUGCGGGCCACUGUGUGCUCGAUAGUCCUCACUCUCUCCAGCUUGGGCUUCAUCAGUGUUACCAAUGCACAGGAUGGCCGCUGUUCGGUAACUUGCCGAGACCAUCCCAGCUCUACUGCGGGUGGCAGGCUGCUAACUCUGCGGCUGUCUUCUACGGGAGAGAGUCUGGGACAGCUGGUACACGACCCACCAGCCUCCAGCGCCUCCAAUGCGUCCAGACUGGCAGCAGCAGCAGUCACCAAGUUGUUGGGACCUGCAGCAACCUCAGACUUUUCAGUACCUGCAGCACCAUGGGAUCCUGUAGUGCACCUCACCAGCAUUUGGAGCAGGACAAGCUGCUGUUAUCUAUCCUCAACGUCGACUUGUGUAACGAAGACACUUAGCCACCCUCUGACUCCAAGAACAAGUGUACUGAGAGUCCUACUCCACACGGUGCAGGUCAGUGCUGGUCUCUGACAUAUGCACCAUCCCAAAACAUUCCAGUGUUACUACAAGGACAGAGUGUAUUAGUGGUGGAUGAGUAGGUGCCAGUUCCUUCCAGUGUUAUAAUACUAUUCACUUCAAGUUAUAAUUUAACAGCUAGCGCUUCAAAGCGCUCAAAUAUUGGUAUAGAAGCAUCAGUGGAUAGUGACUGGCAUGUCAUGUUAGAGAUCAAAAAUGCACCGAGAACUGACAAAGUGCACUUUACGGAGUUGGAAUGAGAUGACUUGUGUAAUGCAGAACCCUACAUCAGUCAACAGAUGACCACAGAGUCUGAUCCAUCCCAUUCUCUCCCAGAUAUUUGGUGUGCUGGUCUGACGCUAUCUAUAUCAUCAUUCUACGUCGGUGGUGCACUCAUGCUGAGAUGAGGUGGUCGGUCCAUUUAUUUUCAGCACUCCACCAUUAUGAACUUAUUUGGUCUACAGAUGGUGCAAACCAUUGUGUUGGACAGACUUAAUAGACGGUUGCCUCAUGUUCAAACUGUGUGUAAAGACAUUUUGAACUGUCUCCAUACGUAUAGUGUGCAUGUAGACGAUUUAGAACACAUCAUCAACACGGUGCCAAAAGAAGAAACUGAAGGAAUACCCAUCACUUUGAGGGAAAUACAAGCUGAAUUCUGUGCAUGCAAGAAAGCUUUAUUUGCCAAAUUCUGUGCAAGCAUGAAGAUGAAGAAAGAACCAAUUGAUUUUGUUGAAGUGGUGCACCCUGUAAACGACUACUGAAUAAAAAUAAUAAUGAUGUUAUUGCUAUCAGUAUUUUCAGUGCAAUAUCUAGAAUACUACAACAGCAGCAAGUUGUGUGAAUCACGUC